Trichomonas vaginalis G3 is the source of this 566-nucleotide messenger RNA. RefSeq names its product protein of unknown function, DUF4106 family. The annotation marks the transcript as partial. The transcript has a single exon. Lineage: Eukaryota; Parabasalia; Trichomonadida; Trichomonadidae. The record is from RefSeq and is a predicted model, not a curated record.
AUGGUUCAGCACCAAAUGGGAUAUAAUUUCAAACCUGGAAAAUACAAGCUCGCUAAGGGAUAUGAUUUAAUAGCAUAUCAUCCAAAUGACAUGACUGAAUUUACUCCGAGAUAUUUGAUGUCAGAGCUAAAUGACAAUUCAACUCCCGUCAUGAAACGCGUAAAAAAUAGAGACGGAACGAAAGAAGAAAGGUUUUUGAGUCCGGAUGACUUAGAAAGGGAACUUGUUGAAAACGGUCUCGGAAUAUAUGAAAUGCCAGCAGAUGAGGUACAAGAAACUCCACAGGAAGAAGUUCAGAUACAACCAGACAUGGAAGAAAUAGUUCAGCAACAACAGCUAGAAGAGCCUGAAGGAAACGAACAAGUCCUUCCUUUGGAAACUAACUUCACAGAACUAGAUGAAGAUUUGGAACAGCCGAAAAAUCUUGACCCUCAACAAGAGCAUGAGGUGAAUAUGGAAUCUUUCCAAGAGUCUAAAAAAAAUUCGGCUGACAUAGUAGAAGAAUAUCGAAAAAUGUUUGCCGACAUACAAAAGACUCCAACACCAGAUGAAAAUAUUCAGCAUAG